Vicia villosa (hairy vetch) is the source of this 996-nucleotide messenger RNA. Its product is annotated as putative calcium-binding protein CML19. The coding region runs from base 342 to 764 and encodes 140 amino acids. The transcript has a single exon. Gene Ontology annotation, molecular function: enzyme regulator activity; calcium ion binding. Lineage: Eukaryota; Viridiplantae; Streptophyta; Magnoliopsida; Fabales; Fabaceae. The record is from RefSeq and is a predicted model, not a curated record.
UUUCUCUCUCUUCCUUCAAUAUGUACUUUCUCUCACUAUCAACAUCUUCCUAGAACACUCGCAGCAACUUGCUUGCACGAUCCCAAUCAUAACUAGUCUUCCAUAAACUUAUUUAACACGUCUUUAUAAAUCAUUUACUAUAAAUACUCCAUAUCACACAAAACAUUGUUUCAUCCAGUUUCGCCAACACAAAUAUUCUCGUGUGUAGAAUCAUAUUCUUAGAUAGGACCAUACUUGUUAUUUUCGUUAAUCUAUUAAGUAUAUUAUUGCUGUGUAAUUGAAUUACAUUAAGUUAUUCUAAUUCUAGGAUUUUUUUUGGCUGUGAAGAAUAUACAACUAAUAUGAGGAGUAGCAUGGAAUUUGAGCGUGUUCUUAGCUACUUUGAUGAAGACGGUGACGGAAAGAUUUCGCUGACAGAGUUAAGGAGUAGAAUGUCAAGGAUUAGUGGAGAGUUUGAAUUGGAAGAAGCAGAAAUUGCAAUUGAGACAUUGGAUUCUGAUGGUGAUGGUUUAUUGGCUUUGGAGGAUUUGAUAACGCUUAUGGAAUCAGUUAGUGAGGAUGAGAAAUUGAAGGAUUUGAAGGAAGCAUUUGAAAUGUAUGAUAAUGAAGGGUGUGGGUUCAUAACACCAAAGAGUUUGAAAAGAAUGUUGAAAAAAUUGGGAGAUUCAAAGUCCAUUGAUGAAUGUAAGUUGAUGAUUGGAAGGUUUGAUUUGGAUGGAGAUGGUGUGCUUAGUUUUGAUGAAUUCAGAGUUAUGAUGGAAUGACUCUGAUUCUAUAAUGAUAUUGUUGCGUCUGUGUCUAUAGGCUGGUGUGGUUGGUUUCAUUCUUUUGUAUAUUGUAUUUCAUUCAUUCUUUGUAUUAUUGUACCUAAUUACAUUUAGGCGACUGAUAUGUACAUUACAUGCAAUGAGAAAUUAUGUUUCAACCACUAAAUUCUUAUGUCAAAUGCAACUUCUAAAUUCAUAUGUCAAAUAAAACAUCUUUUAAUUUUUGUUU